Messenger RNA from Morchella importuna, 309 nucleotides. RefSeq lists its product as uncharacterized. The record is from RefSeq and is a predicted model, not a curated record. The transcript is spliced from 3 exons. Bases 1 to 309 code for a protein of 102 amino acids. NCBI's taxonomy places the organism in Eukaryota, Fungi, Ascomycota, Pezizomycetes, Pezizales, Morchellaceae.
AUGUCCUCUCCUACCUCUCCAAACUCUCCAAACUCGCAAACUUCAAUAUACUUCAAUUCGCCUUGGCAAAAUAAGCUCAAAGAGCAUUGCAGAGUAUAUAGGAUGAAAGCUCCAGUUUGGGGUACGAUGUCGGAUAAACGAGGUGGUCGAACAGCCUGGUCAAGCAACGUCACGAUCGGUGCUGAAAUAUUUAGCGCCCGGUACUGGUACGACGGACAGUAUGUAAACAACGCAAAGGAGGACGCCGCAGAGGUCGCAUUACAGUGGAUGCAGAAGCUUUUGAACUCCUCUCCAUACGGGCACAACUAG